AUGCCCUACAAAGACUUUCCAUACACAUGCUCUGAGUGUGGGAAAGGCUUCAGUCGGAGCUCAGACCUUAUCAAACAUCGUAGAAUCCACACUGGAGAGACGCCCUACACAUGCGCUGAGUGCGGGAAAAGCUUCAGUCAGAGCUCUACCCUUAUCACACACAGGAGAAUCCACACCGGAGAGACGCCGUACACAUGCUCUGAGUGUGGGAAAAGCUUCAAUGAGAGCUCAGACCUUUUCACACAUCAGGGAAUCCACAGAGGAGAGAGACCCUACAUGUGCUCUGAGUGUGGGAAAGGCUUCAGUUGGAGCUCUACCCUUAUCGCACACAGGAGAAUCCACACAGGAGAGAUGCCAUACACAUGCUCUGAGUGCGGGAAAAGCUUCAAUCGGAGCUCAGACCUUAUCAAACAUCGUAGAAUCCACACAGGAGAGACGCCCUACACAUGCUCUGAGUGCGGGAAAAGCUUCAAUCAGAGCUCACACCUUAUCGCACACAGGAGAAUCCACACCGGAGAGACGCCUUACACAUGCUCUGAGUGUGGGAAAAGCUUCAAUCGGAGCUCAAACCUUAUCGCACAUCGUAGAAUCCACACAGGAGAGACGCUCUACACAUGCGCUGAGUGCGGGAAAAGCUUCAAGCAGAGCUCAGACCUUAUCAGACAUCAGAGAAUCCACACUGGAGAGACGCCCUACGCAUGCUCUGAGUGCGGGAAACGCUUCAAUCGGAGCUCAGAGCUUAUCGUACAUCAGAGAAUCCACACCGGAGAGACACCCUACACAUGCUCUGAGUGCGGGAAAAGCUUCAAUCAGAGCUCAAAUCUUAUCGUACAUCAGAGAAUCCACAUGAGAGAGAUGCGCUACACAUGCUCUGAGUGCGGGAAAAGCUUCAAUCGGAGCUCAGACCUUAUUAAACAUCAUAGAAUCCACACCGGAGAGACGCCCUACACAUGCGCUGAGUGCGGGAAAAGCUUCAAUCAGCGCUCAGACCUUAUCAGACAUCAGAGAAUCCACACUGGAGAGACGCCCUACACAUGCUCUGAGUGCGGGAAACGCUUCAAUCAGAGCUCAGAUCUUAUCGUACAUCAGAGAAUCCACACCGGAGAGAAACCCUACACAUGCUCUGAGUGCGGGAAAAGCUUCAAUCAGAGCUCAAAUCUUAUCGUACAUCAGAGAAUCCACACGAGAGACACCCUGCACGUGCUCUGAGUGUGGGAAAAGCUUCAGUCAAAACUCACACCUUAUCUCACAUCGUAAAAUACACACAAGAGAGACCCUACACAUCCUCUGAGUGCGGGAAAAACUUCAUUGAGUGCUCAGACCUUGUCAUACGUCGUAGAAUCCACAGUGGAGAGAGAUUCUGCACAUGCUCUGCAUUUGGGAAAAGCUUCAAUCAGAGGUCAUUCCCUAUUAGAUAUCAGAAAAUCCAAAUGGGAGAGAACUGUGAGAAAUGCCUUGAUUAGGGCUGGCCAAAGAUUUGUUUUUAAAAAAAUCACAUUUGCUAAUUCCAAUAUAGUGAUCUUUGCACCAUCUUCACCGUGGUCUCUCAGCUCCCCCAGAUGAGUUGCCUCCUUCUGCCUUUUACAGCUCAUCCUUCUUUGGGGGUCAGUCCUGUGAUCUUUUCUAUCAGCUCCUUUCCUUUUGACUCGCAGGAGCAUGUGUCCCUCCAGCCAGGAAUGUUCAUCAGCUCCAGGUCGGGGAGAGAGGGUUGAUGCCAACA
Molecule: messenger RNA, 1720 nt
Organism: Mauremys reevesii (Reeves's turtle)
Lineage: Eukaryota; Metazoa; Chordata; Testudines; Geoemydidae
Product: zinc finger protein 271-like
Exons: 2
Coding region: 1-1209 (402 amino acids)
Biological process (GO): regulation of transcription by RNA polymerase II
Molecular function (GO): DNA-binding transcription factor activity; RNA polymerase II cis-regulatory region sequence-specific DNA binding
Source: RefSeq, a predicted model, not a curated record